UGUGUAAAGCAGCAGUUCUGAUGAAGAAGUUAUUGUAGCGGCCGCAUUUUUGGCAGAAGAAGAAGAAAAUAAAAAGAAGAUAAAGAGAAAGAUGUGGGUCCAUCCCAUUAAUCAAAAGAGGGCUGAACUCGGAGAAUUCCAUCAUUUAUUUAACGAUUUAAAAGAAGAUGAAAAGAAAUUUUUUCAAUAUUUUAGAAUGUCGCAUAAUAAAUUCCUAGAACUGCUUGAUAUUUUAGAGCCUGAUUUAUCAUUUCAAAAUUCCUCAUUUCGAAGAGCAAUAUCGAAAGAAGAAAGGCUUGCCGUAGCAUUAAGGUUUUUUGCUACGGGAGACACAUUCCGAACAAUUGCGUUUAGCUACCGACUUGGAGAAACAACAGUUCGUAAAAUUGUUUAUGGAUGUUGCGAUGCAAUAUGGAAAAAUUUGGGACCACUGGUAAUACCUUCUCCUUCAAAGGAAACUUGGAUAAAUAGUGAAAGGGUGUUCAAUAAGAUGUGGAAUUUUCCAAACUGCGUUGCUGCCAUCGAUGGGAAGCACGUAGUUACCGACAAACCCCCCAAUAGUGGCUCCUUAUUUUUUAACUACAAGAAAACAUUUAGUAUUGUUUUACUUGCAUUUGUAGAUGCUCAUUGUAAAUUCAUUGCUAUUGAUGUCGGCGCCUAUGGACGAAAUAGCGAUGGGGGAAUAUUUGCAAAUUCAGCAAUCGGAAAGAAAUUGUUGAAAAAUACUUUAGAUUUACCUCAGGACAAGUCUUUACCUGGCACUAAUGAAAUUAUGCCCCACGUCUUCGUUGGAGAUGAGGCUUUUCCUUUGCAAAAACAUGUAAUGCGUCCAUAUCCAGGUAACGAAAUACUUAAUAACGAGGACGUUAAAAUAUAUAAUUAUAGACUUAGUAGAGCUAGGCGAGUUUCCGAAAAUGCUUUUGGAAUUUUGACAAAGAGAUUUCGUAUUUACCAGAGGCGUCUUCAAAUUAUCCCUGAGCACCUAGAUAAAGUUGUACUUGCUACAUGUUGUUUACAUAAUUUUCUUCGAAAUGAUACAUGUCAUUGGACUGAAGCUGACGAAGAUAACCAAUCCCCCCAAGGAUUAAGAGAUAUAUCGGGAAUAGGCGGAUCUUCAACUACAGUUGCAAUAGAGAUUAGAAAUAAAUUUAAAAAUUAUUUUAAUGGGACCGGGUCGGUGUCAUGGCAAACAGCAAUAGUAAGAAAAGGCAAAAGAAAAAACCUUGAAAUGUGAUUUUGGCUGAAUAUAUAUAAAAAAUAUAUGAUAUAUUUAUAAAUAAUAAAAUAAAUACAUACCGGG
Molecule: messenger RNA, 1300 nt
Organism: Sitophilus oryzae (rice weevil)
Lineage: Eukaryota; Metazoa; Arthropoda; Insecta; Coleoptera; Curculionidae
Product: protein ALP1-like
Exons: 2
Coding region: 92-1234 (380 amino acids)
Source: RefSeq, a predicted model, not a curated record